UGGAGAUCAUUCUCCCGCCAAUUUUCACUUGCACUUGCAAAUCGAAGAGGGCUUUUUGAGAGUCGGCCGAGAGCUCCAAAUGUCACAGUGUCAAAUAGUGAGCACUGAUAUUCUUCUAGAAUACCUGGAGGUAGCAUUUCACGGAAUCCUAUAUCACAGGAAAAUUUAUCCCACUGAGAUUUUCGGUAGAAAGAAGAUCUAUGGGGCUGGAGUCUGGAUAUCUGAGCACCCUGAGGUGAACGAGUACUUGAAGAAUGUUCUUGAGGCCGUCAGAGAGGCUCUCACAGCAGACAUCACCAGUAUCAAACGCCUGAAUUUCAUAAUUGUCGAUAGUGAUGACAUUCUCGUGGAAAAAUUUGUUUUCGAUUUAUUGCAGAUACAAAUUGAUGCAACAGAAUGUGAUCCAUAUUUUCUGAAGACAGAAGAAUCCUUGAGGACAGUCUGUCUGAAGCUCUCGAUGAUGGAUUCGUACCUGAAACCCCUUCCCGAGGACUGUAAAUUCUCCAUUGAACUCGAAACCCACGAGGCAGCUCUUGUGAGCCUCUCGGAGAACCCAAAGUGUGAGGAUUUUCCCUGGAUCAUGAGAACUGAUGACGAGAAUGAAACUUCAGGGAAAACUUCACUUCUCCCCAUUUACACGGUGAAAACCGAGCAUUUGGGGGUACAAUUAUUUGUCAUUGGUAAUACUAAAGAUUAA
Molecule: messenger RNA, 697 nt
Organism: Diachasma alloeum
Lineage: Eukaryota; Metazoa; Arthropoda; Insecta; Hymenoptera; Braconidae
Gene: PolZ2
Product: mitotic spindle assembly checkpoint protein MAD2B
Exons: 3
Coding region: 80-697 (205 amino acids)
Cellular component (GO): zeta DNA polymerase complex
Source: RefSeq, a predicted model, not a curated record